UGUAUCACCAGUUUGAUAUAGAUUUUGAGGAUAUAUUUUACAAUCCAUAAACAAUUUGGAAAUUGACCCUUGCCCAGUCAUGUGACCCCGUGCUUAGAAAGACAAAAACAAGAUUUAUUCACUGCUCCCUAGUUGUUGCCCAAAAUCGGAAACAUGAGAUUUUUGGAUCUUUUUGGGCGCCUAAAAUCUGUGGUUAUUGGAAUGGUUCAUGUUAAAGCCUUACCAGGCACCCCACUAGGAUGUAUGAAAAUGUCCCAGAUCAUUGAAGAGGCAUGCAGGGAGGCAGCGAUCUACCGUGAUGCAGGGAUUGAUGGUGUGAUUAUUGAGAACAUGCACGACAUCCCCUACUCGUUCUCUGUGGGCCCUGAGGUGUCUGCCUGUAUGACUUCAGUAUGUGCUGCUGUGAGAGGCCUCUGUCCGUCUCUGCCGCUCGGAGUGCAGAUACUAUCCUCUGCUAACCAGCAUGCAUUGGCUGUAGCUCUGGCUUCAGGUCUGGAUUUUAUCAGGGCUGAGGGUUUUGUCUUCUCUCACGUGGCUGACGAGGGCCUCUUAAAUGCAUGUGCCGGGGACUUACUGAGAUAUCGCAAGCAGAUUGGAGCUGAGCAUGUGCAGAUCUUCACCGACAUCAAAAAGAAGCACAGCUCCCAUGCCCUGACGUCAGACGUGAGCAUUGAGGAGACGGCACAAGCCGCCGAGUUCUUCCUCUCAGAUGGACUCAUCAUCACAGGAGCGGCUACUGGAGUGCAGGCUGACCCGCAGGAGCUCAGAGAUGUUUCCCAAUCUGUGAAAAUCCCAGUGCUGAUAGGCUCUGGAGUGACCCACGACAACAUUGAACAUUUCCUUGAUGCAAAUGGAAUGAUCAUCGGGUCUCAUUUCAAGAAAGAAGGCCACUGGGCCAACGCAGUCGACCCCGAGCGAGUGAAGAAGUUCAUGGCAAAGAUGCGUGAACUUCGAAAAUGAGAUCAAUUAAAGGCGUUUCCUGUGGGACUGAACCCUGAAGAAAAAAAAAACAAACAUGUUUUAUUCACUGUACACAUUAAACACAUUCAGCCACCACCUUAAGAAAACAAGAUUUAUUUGCAAUUUUUUUGUACAUUUUAUAAAUACAAACAAAUAGAAAAAAACAUAUUCAUCAACUGUAUUUACACUCAUGAGUCUAACAUGAACAAUUUGUGUAACAUAAAAAAAAAAGUGAGUAUCCACUGAAAAGUAGUCUCAAUACAAAACAUGAACAGUGGUUUCGUAAUCAUU
Molecule: messenger RNA, 1251 nt
Organism: Thunnus maccoyii (southern bluefin tuna)
Lineage: Eukaryota; Metazoa; Chordata; Actinopteri; Scombriformes; Scombridae
Exons: 6
Coding region: 154-960 (268 amino acids)
Source: RefSeq, a predicted model, not a curated record